This is a messenger RNA of Vitis riparia (riverbank grape), 2068 nucleotides long. RefSeq names its product serine/arginine-rich splicing factor RSZ22-like. Gene Ontology annotation, cellular component: nuclear speck. Gene Ontology annotation, molecular function: RNA binding; zinc ion binding. Bases 199 to 747 code for a protein of 182 amino acids. The transcript has 7 exons. Lineage: Eukaryota; Viridiplantae; Streptophyta; Magnoliopsida; Vitales; Vitaceae. Gene Ontology annotation, biological process: mRNA splicing, via spliceosome. The record is from RefSeq and is a predicted model, not a curated record.
UAUUUCCAUCUCCACAGGCAUCUUGCCCUAACUACGGGCGAUCCAAACAGAGGCGAGAAAGCGAGAGAAACAGUGAGAAAGUUUUUAGGGUUUCAGCUAAACCCUUCAGUAAAUAGUUCCUAGGGCUCCUUUGGAUCUUGGAGAGGAAAGCUCUGGAAACGGGUUGAAGAAGGAAACUCUUUUGGAAUAUUUGAAACAAUGUCUCGUGUCUAUGUGGGAAAUUUGGAUCCACGAGUUACUGAGCGAGAACUUGAAGAUGAGUUUCGUGUUUUUGGAGUUAUAAGGAGUGUCUGGGUUGCACGCAGACCACCAGGCUAUGCUUUUAUCGACUUUGAUGACCGUAGAGAUGCACAAGAUGCAAUUCGUGAAUUAGAUGGUAAAAAUGGCUGGAGAGUUGAGCUUUCUCAUAACUCUAGAGGUGGGGGUGGUGGUGGUCGUGGAGGAGGUCGUGGUCGAUCUGGUGGUUCUGAUUUGAAAUGCUACGAGUGUGGUGAACCUGGUCACUUUGCCCGUGAAUGCCGUUUGCGUGGUGGUUCUGGAAGACGUCGCAGUCGCAGCCCUAGGUACCGCAGGAGCCCAAGUUACGGUCGUAGCAGGAGCUAUAGUCCCCGCGGGCGAUCCCCUAGACGCCGCAGUUUGUCUCCUCGUGGGCGCAGCUAUAGCAGGUCACCAGGAUAUCGUGGACGUGAGGAAUUGCCAUAUGCCAAUGGAAAUGGUCUUAGAGAGCGACGCAGAAGCAGAAGCUGAGUUUUGCAAGCUCGGUGACUUGACUAUUGAGGGGAAUACUGGGCAUUUAAGUGUGUUAGUUUGGUUGGCUUCAUUACAACUAUGUUUAAUUCGGGCGUCGCCCUCAGCCUCGACUCUUGGAUUUGGAUAAGUUUCUACCUUUCUUGAUUAUUAAGUUCGUUAUCUUUUUCUUUAAUCAACACUAGUUUCUUUUUAUAAGCCUUAAGCUUUUAAGGAUUUUUAAGGUCAAUUUCUAUAAAUCUAGUGAAGUUAAAACCAAAUAUGAAGAACAAUGCUAAAGAUUUAUGCUUUUCUCUGUGUUGAGGUUGUCUUCUCUCCACGGUUCUGCAUCAUUGGUUUUGUGCAUCUACUACUACUACUACACUCUCUCCCCUAUGGUUGGCGAUCUUCGCUGCCCUGCUUUUGGGAUCUUCAAUUUUUGAAUUGAUUGUGGGUCCCUCUCUCUCUGCCAAAGCUACAUGAUCACUAGAUGCUUCUUCUGUAUGUGAAUGAAUGAGAAUCUUCAGCUGUGAUGCGCCCGCCCUCCUCCAAAUUCUUCUUUUAUAUAAACCUAAAAGGGGGUGGUGGAAGAGCUGCUUCAAACACUUCAGGCAGGUAUUUAAUCUGUUUUCAAGGAGUUGGGUGUCGGUGGGGUCUUUAGAAACGGAUAUAAUGGCAGGAUUAUACACCAACUCUUAUGAAAGAAAAUACGGCUACUCUUUUUCUAAUUGUUAUAUCUGGUUACAGAGAUGACAGGAAAAUAAAUUAAAACCCAUGUGGGAGUCUUCCAACAUGUUUUUUGAGGGGGCCUUACUUGACCAAUGAUAAUUAUCUUAGAUGGAGAGAGCUUCAAUGAUGGGUUCAGGUUUCAGGUCCCGACAAAGCUGCGAGUGGCUUGGUUUGGUUUCGUUUGAUUUAUGAGCGUCGUCCAUGUCCUUGAUUUAAAAUGAUGCUGCAAAACCAGCAGCUCUUAGGUACGAUUCUGGUGUUGUUUGGGUUCUCUCUCCGGAAGGUAUUCUUCUCCUUGGGCAACACCAUGACCAUUUUUAAUUGAUCUCUACGUCCAUUGGUCUCUCCACACUUUGCGACGCUUAUUUAAACCGUCAUUUUCUCUGCCAAACACAAAUAGACUCCGGCAUUCAAAGAUUUUUAGUUGUGGCUACCCCCGGAAUGGUUUGGUAGCAGCCCCAUGCAACAAGCACCUCUGCUAUUAUGAGUUUUUGCUAGUGUAAAAUCAAUUUAAGUUUCCGAUUCCUGUCUGUUUGAUUUCUGUGUGUUGAAAAAAAUAAUAAACGUUAUUAUUUUUUAUUAUCAUACCCCAACAUAAUCUUAUCAUCUUUAA